Aspergillus pseudotamarii is the source of this 2403-nucleotide messenger RNA. RefSeq names its product nucleoporin NDC1. The transcript is spliced from 2 exons. Gene Ontology annotation, cellular component: nuclear pore transmembrane ring; spindle pole body. The record is from RefSeq and is a predicted model, not a curated record. Gene Ontology annotation, biological process: nuclear pore organization; spindle pole body localization. Lineage: Eukaryota; Fungi; Ascomycota; Eurotiomycetes; Eurotiales; Aspergillaceae. The coding region runs from base 145 to 2163 and encodes 672 amino acids. Gene Ontology annotation, molecular function: spindle pole body-nuclear membrane anchor activity.
CGUUUAGCUCAUACAUCGAACUGCCGCUCAAUCUCUUAUUCUGGGCAGAUAGGAAUAGUACUGCGCAGCAGUUCUGAUCAUGCUGUGAAAUUCCAUUCCUUCUCUACCUGAGAGAUCUUGGAGCCCCCCAAUUUAACUAGCACCAUGGCUGCUAUCCGGCCACGCCCAUAUCGGCGCAUCUUGACCUCAGCGCUGCACCGACGCUUCGUCCAUGCUUCUGCUUUAGCGCUACUUGUCUGUUACUUAGUUGCGUUCUUGAUUGGGGAUAAAUCGUCCUUUUUAUGGGCUUGGUUUCCAAUUGGAGCAUGUGGAAUUCGUACUGUCUUGCUCUUUAUCUGCAGCCUCGUCGUUUUCGUAUUGCGCGUUGGACAGAUACACAUUGGCUCGCGGACGACUGCCUCUCCCUUAGGCACUCUAAAACACCUUAUCCCAAUCGAUGUCGUCCAAACUUUUGGAUGGUAUAUUUUCUCGGCAUGGUGGUUUAGUGAGAUCUAUAAAUGGUCGUCUCCCAGUGGAGCACAUUUGGAGUGGGUUAAUAGAGGCCGGUAUGAGCCCCCCCCCCUUCCCCUCGGGAGAACUUGGAUUAAGGGAACUAAGAGAAAUAGGCCCCACGAACGCGCAAGCUUAAAUGAAAGACCAAUUUACCUCUACACUUGCCAUCUACUACUCGCAAUUGUGCAAUCUGUUGUCCAUCUGUAUUACGAUUUCGACCGUGUACCUAUUCCCGUUGCUAAACGGGCUGCGGGCAAUGCUGAUCAGAGAACCCACCCAGUGGAACCGGUGUCUAAGCGCAUACAAGUUGCAUUGCCUGGUCUCAUAAAAGACGGCUUCACAAGAAGUGCUGUGGUCGCCGUAGCCUGCCCUGUCGUGUAUACCUUCUUCCUAAGACGCCCGGCAUGGAGCUUCACCAUGUACUGGGCAAAAUUAUUCUGGGACUUCCCUCGGUCUGCUGCGGCUCCUCCAGGCCUUAUUGGCCCCAUUGGCCCAGGCUUGCUGCUACGCACAGUGUUCUCCGGAGGCCUCCUAGUUCUUUGCUGGCAAACAGCUAAUCUUUUCUUCUCCGCAUUCCUUAGCAAGGAGCCACUCAAGCGUGGUCAGCCAUUGACGGCUGAAGCGAAAGAUCCUAAUGGCAGCUUAUUGACGGGGUUGACCGCAAAGAAGGAGACCGUUAAAUCUUUCGCAUUCUGGGAAUUAUGCUUCAUCAGUCAGAGAUUCCCUGACCGACGAAAGGCGAUCUUCAAUGAUAUUGAUCGCGACGGAGGACCAGCGUGGUCGCAGAUCCUGCAAUCUGCCACUGAGGUUAUCAAGGGCAUUUCUACUCGCAUCGAUGAACAGAAGAACCCGCCAUCGGGUCCCAAGCCCGCACAAGCCGAACCGACCGAACCGGUUCUCCGCACUCUACCGCGACUAACAGACCCUCUCAAAGCGGACAACGUCUUCGCCCCCUCUCCCAAAGCAAGCUCGCGGCAGGAGAAGAUCGGGGAGGUCUUCAGCUCAACAGCCAAGUCUUACGGGCAAUCGGCAGAUUGGACCCCUACGGCCCGAGCCAAAGCCCGCGAUGUCUUCGACCGUGCAUCCACUGCCAUAUUGAGCCCGGAGCGCAAGCAGAAACUUCUUGCUUCAUCACAAGAACUUAAGAUGCUCACAGGUCCUUCAACCUGCAAGCCAGAAAACCUUAACCCAUUCAUUGCACAGCUCCUCCGCUCUCCAGUAGGCCGACUCUUCCGACAAACGUACGACCGUCGCCUGUCAGGCAUUGUCCUAGGCGCGCCUCACGCCAACCUAUGCCCUAUCGUCGACGCCAUCGAGUCGCUCACUCGCCUCCUCAUCGCAAGUCUGCAGGAAGACCAAUAUGGCAAGGUCCAGGCCGAUGUGCCCGAUGUCGUACGCCUCUUCACGAACACCAUCAUGACCUUGGAGCCCUUUAUCCAUGGCGGUCUUAACACCCACUGGACAGACGUCAACUUCCCACCAUCAAGCAACCCCGAAGCACAAGUAGAGGCCCGUCGAGUCCCAGACGUGGAUCUCGUACUCGACACCCUCAAGGGCUCUCUCAAGGAUCUCCUAUCCGCAUUCAACCUCUACCUCAAGGACAUCGGACUCGUAGGCAAGGACCUGCGGCUGGCAAAGGAGGCAGCCGGGUUAAUCGAGGAAGGGCUUUAAAAUUCGAAACAGGCGUCAUGAGAGUAUGCGGAGGAUGGAUUCUGUUUUGCUUUCUAAAUUACCUGGUGUAGGCGGUCGGUGUAUUUAUACUUCGCCCAUUGUCUUAAUGAACAUUGGCUUUUGGUCGUGGUAUUUUUGGUUCUACUUUUGCCCAGUGGAAAAGGUUACGACUUAUAUUAGUUCCCAUGCAUUGUUCUGGCGUUGCGAUGCAUUAAAUCCAAUGAUUUUGACACUGUUUUU